Molecule: messenger RNA, 822 nt
Organism: Yamadazyma jaroonii
Lineage: Eukaryota; Fungi; Ascomycota; Pichiomycetes; Serinales; Debaryomycetaceae
Source: the annotation of a GenBank genome assembly
AUGGAUUUACUUAAAGAUCAAAUCAACUUAAGAAAGCCUAUACCGACGCUUGUGAUCCCACAAUUGGAUAGCCAACAACAGUAUGAUUUCCUUGAAUUCCUUAGAUCACUUUACAAUCAAUAUUAUGCUAAAUUGGUAGUCAAAAAGUUCAUGCUUAACAAUGACAUCAUUGAUGAAUUCUAUGAAUAUUAUACAGAAAUACUCAGUUCAACGCCUGUAAAUGAUGAUGUGCUCACAUACAACAUUGGCAGACCAAUACUUAUCAGGGAGAAUCCUUAUCUUAUAGCUGCUAAUGGUACUACAGGAUUUCGUACGUGGGAAGCUUCUUCUUACCUUGGUGAAUACAUACAGGGAAAAUUUAAAGACAAAACAAUCCUUGAACUCGGAUGUGGGACUGGUUUAGUAGGAUUAAGUGUUUGCAAUGAGAAUUCCGUCAUAUUCACCGACAGAGACUUGAAUUUGCUACAUUCAUUGAAUGAAACGAUGAAAUUGAAUGGAUUACCGGACACAACAGUCCUCGAAAGCUCUGAACACGAAAAGCUAAAAGACAAAUCCACAAGCAUUUGCCAACUUCAAUUCGGCGAGUGGAGUAGAGAAGUGGACAUUGUUUUGGGAAGCGAUAUAACAUAUGCUCCUGAAAUUCUACCUGACCUAAUCAAAUGCAUCCACCAGUUCUUGAACAAAGGGGCCAUUGUAUAUAUAGGAGCCACCAUAAGAAAUGAAGAGACUUUCAGGGACUGGGAAGAGAGGUUGAAGAUUUUUGAUUGGACUGAAGUGAAAUUUAAUGGUGUCAUAAAAAUUUACGAGAUCAGACUCAAAUAG